Messenger RNA from Exaiptasia diaphana, 789 nucleotides. RefSeq names its product G2/M phase-specific E3 ubiquitin-protein ligase. Bases 1 to 789 code for a protein of 262 amino acids. The record is from RefSeq and is a predicted model, not a curated record. Gene Ontology annotation, molecular function: ubiquitin-protein transferase activity. The transcript is spliced from 6 exons. NCBI's taxonomy places the organism in Eukaryota, Metazoa, Cnidaria, Anthozoa, Actiniaria, Aiptasiidae.
AUGUCUGAUAUUGAGUUGCCCAACCAGUCUACUGAGAGUGAUGAUGAGCUUAUGAAACCAACAUUCCUUACGAAACUGAAUCCAAGCCCUGGAACUAGUUCCCAAAAUGAGGGUGAAAACAGCUACAGUGCCUACAUAUCAAUCCUCGAACAAACCCCAAUGAAUACUCAGGAUAAACCGAAUACAGAGGAGGAAAAUAAUAUUGAGGAGUCACCAAAUGUUGCAAGGACCGCUAUUCUUGAGGAUAGCAUAAGGAACAUCUUAAGGAAGUGCUUUGACAUCAGAGCAAAAGUUUCUGUACGCUUUGCUGAUGAGGAAGGGAUAGAUGUUGGCGGCCCUUCCAGGGAGUUCUUCAGACUUCUAAUGAAAGACAUAAAUGAACGUUCAGGGAUCUUUCAAGGGGAAGAAUAUAAACGUGUACUGGCAAUAAAUCCUGAAGCUCGUAGAAAGGACUAUUACAGAUUGGUGGGACUUGCCAUCGUUUGGUCCCUUGUACAGGGAGGCACAGUGGGAAACUUCUUUAGUGCAUCAUUAUACAAUACCAUUGCCAAUGUUCCAGAGCUUAAGCUGGAGGAUCUGCCAGCCAACAUGAAGUCCAAAGUUCAGAAGAUCCAGGAUGCCUCAGACAUCAAUACCCUGAUGAAUGCUUUGGAUGAUGAAGAGAUUACUUGCAUAUUAGAAGCCCAGGGUGAACCAACAUUUGUAAAUGAUAUUGGAAAGAAAGAUAAGUUUGCAAAGAUCAUCAUACGCCACGUAUUAUUACAGGGCUCGUGCAGGAAUUUUCUGUAG